Lolium rigidum is the source of this 1009-nucleotide messenger RNA. RefSeq names its product glutathione S-transferase T3-like. The coding region runs from base 143 to 1009 and encodes 288 amino acids. The record is from RefSeq and is a predicted model, not a curated record. NCBI's taxonomy places the organism in Eukaryota, Viridiplantae, Streptophyta, Magnoliopsida, Poales, Poaceae. The transcript is spliced from 3 exons.
AGAGGACCAAGCCACGACCAUCGAAGCCAAAUCGCUCGCCCGCGCUCUCCUUCCCGCGCGCACCUGGAGACCAGAAAAAGAGGCGGGAGCGCUCCCGCGAGGUCGCCGUCGCCGUCGCUCCACUCGCCGGCCAGCCAGAUAAAUGGAUAACUCACAGACGGAUGACAUUGGGUUUUUAGACAUGUUGAAUGGGGGAUCAGGUGAAGUGAAUUGGAGUGGCACACAAUAUUCUAGCCCAAUCAGUGAACAAGAGAAGAUGCCAACUCCGGAUGUUUCUGUUGUUUCUGCAUCUGCAUUUGCAAAAUCAAAACAAAAGAAGGCAAAAGCACCGUCGACGAAAGGGAAAAAUUGGUCUAGCGAUGAAGACAAGGUGUUGAUAGCGGCAUGGGGAAACACUAGUUUGGAUGCGGUGACCGGGACAGAUCAAAACUCAAGUUGUUAUUGGAAUAGGAUUUUAGAUUACUACAACUUGCAUAAGGACCCGUCAUGGCCCGAGCGUAAUUAUAAUGCAGUCAAUUGCCGUUUCACUGUUAUUUCAGCGGCCACAAGCAAGUUUUGUGGAUGUCUUCAGCAGAUAUUAAACCUGAAUGAAAGCGGAAGGACUCUCAACCAGAAGCAAACAGAUGCUGAACUCCUGUACAUGUCUUUGGAUCCUGAAAAGAAGCCAUUCAAACUAAUGCAUUGCUAUGUAGAGUUUGAGAAGUACCCAAAGUGGGCGACACGUACAGUUCCUCAGAAAAAACAAAAGAAAACCUCCGAUGCAAGUCCAGGUUCAACCUCCAAUGAUGAAGAUUUUGUGGUAUGCACAGAUGCUUUAGAAAACGAGAAAAGACCUCGUGGUACCAAGUAUGCGAAAGAACAAAGAGAUAAAGCCUCCGAUGGUAGUGCUGUCAAGUUGUCAUUGGAAACCGUAUGGGCACAGAAGUUAGAGAAAGAUGAUAUCAAAGAGGCGGCAAAGAGUGCUCGCUAUGCACUAGCAUUUGAGUUGCAAAAAAGCAGAUUGAAUUGA